CUUGUCGUAGCGGCUGACAGCAAGGCCAUUCAGCCCAGAGCCCUCUGGCAGUUCCGCCAAAUGAUCCUGUGCAGGAUUCCAAGCAGCCGGCCCUUGCUGGAUUUCAGUAACUACGGCUGUUACUGUGGAGUUGGGGGAUCUGGGACCCCGGUGGACGAACUGGACAAGUGCUGUCAAAUCCAUGAUAACUGUUACAGUGAUGCUGUGAAGCUAAAGGAAUGCUGGCCAAUCAUUGACAAUCCUUACACCAUCAUCUACAGUUAUACCUGUUCUGAGAACACCAUUGCCUGCACCAGCAGAAAUAGACCGUGUAAGAUGUUUGUCUGUGAAUGUGACCGUAAGGCAGCCAUCUGCUUCUCUGCAGCAAAAUACAAUCAACAGUAUAAGAAUCUGGACCAAUCUCAGUACUGUAAAUAG
Molecule: messenger RNA, 417 nt
Organism: Hemiscyllium ocellatum (epaulette shark)
Lineage: Eukaryota; Metazoa; Chordata; Chondrichthyes; Orectolobiformes; Hemiscylliidae
Gene: pla2g1b
Product: phospholipase A2, group IB (pancreas)
Exons: 3
Biological process (GO): phospholipid metabolic process; lipid catabolic process; arachidonate secretion
Molecular function (GO): calcium ion binding; phospholipid binding
Source: RefSeq, a predicted model, not a curated record